CCGGCUGUCAAUGCAAAUGGUCAGACUGAGGAUCAAGCCAUGAGGCUCCAAUCUGAGUUCGCAGAUUAUGAGAGCAUUAGAUUUGGUCUUCUCCUAGUACUUCGAUUCACCAUCGAACCCAACGUUCAAAACCUAUAAUGGGAACUCGGUGCCCCAAAACCGCGUGGGAAACUCUCAAGAUGGAAUACUGCCCUACGCCUUGGAAAGUAGUCCAUGAACUUUUCGAGAAGCUGAUGAACAUGAAAUACAGAGAAAAUGGAAAUCAUCGUAUCUUCUUACGGCGUUUUCGAGAGCUUGUGCAGAAACUUAAGACGGAAACCAUCAUUCCUUCAUGGUUGGAAAUGUCCGCGUUUCUUCGAGCACUUUCAAACAGCCCCUCCCUACAUGCACUGAUGUACCAGAUCAGCACAUGGAAGGAUAUAGGCGCAAGCGAACUUUACCAAGCUUUCCAGCAAUUUGAAGGGAACCGCAAAGCAUUGAACGGUGGUAAACGAAUCCCCCGCCCUAAGCAUCGUGCUGGAAAAAAUCGUCGGAAAGCUUCAAUUCUCGAAGCAAGCACGGCACCUCACCUACAGGUCCCGGACCCUCAACCCUCGCAGCUCCCGUCCAGGUGACCAAGAGACCUCGCAGCAAACGAGUGGUUUCUGGAGCAAA
Molecule: messenger RNA, 654 nt
Organism: Aspergillus glaucus CBS 516.65
Lineage: Eukaryota; Fungi; Ascomycota; Eurotiomycetes; Eurotiales; Aspergillaceae
Exons: 1
Coding region: 138-614 (158 amino acids)
Source: RefSeq, a predicted model, not a curated record